This is a messenger RNA of Drosophila mauritiana, 1838 nucleotides long. RefSeq lists its product as uncharacterized. The transcript has 4 exons. The coding region runs from base 340 to 783 and encodes 147 amino acids. NCBI's taxonomy places the organism in Eukaryota, Metazoa, Arthropoda, Insecta, Diptera, Drosophilidae. The record is from RefSeq and is a predicted model, not a curated record. Gene Ontology annotation, biological process: regulation of synaptic transmission, cholinergic; positive regulation of voltage-gated potassium channel activity; sleep.
ACCCACCGCCAGCCGAUGCGAUCCGAUUCGACUCAUCCGCCCCGUGGGCUGGCCGUCCGCAAUUCGUGUUCCGUGGUACAUUUGUCGAGUGCGGCUGCUGCUUCGCCCAGUCGUUUGCCGUUUGUCAACCGUUAGCCAGCGUUUGCCGUGAGCGCUAGUUUCUUGCAAGGAAUUUAUAUAUAUAUAUUAAAAUAUAUAUAUAAAGUAGAAGCAAGUGAUAGCAACUGAAUCUGAAUUCGCAAAAUCUGUGUAUAAAUUCGUCGCCAGAAACCCAAAAUAGUUCAACUAAUAUUAUUUAGUGUUCAGCUAAAAAGUGUUUCAAGCAUAUUUCAACAAAAAAUGCAGUACAUCUAUGUGAUUAGUGCGCUGAUUUUGGCCAUCGCCGUGCAGCAAGGAUAUGCCAUCAAGUGCUUUGUCUGCAACAGCCACAAAGACGCCAACUGUGCGCUGGACAUACCGCCGGACAAUCUGCUGAAGGACUGCGAUGAGCAGUACUCGUCCCGCGGCAAGGGGAUUCCCACGUACUGCCGCAAGAUUACGCAGAUCAUCGAGUUCUCGGUGAACAGCCUGCCUCCGGAUAGCCGUGUGAUUAGGACCUGUGCCUAUCAGAACCAGACCUCCACCAACUAUUGCUAUCAGCGUGCCGGUUUUGGUGGUCGGCAGGUGGUCUGCUCCUGCGAUACGGAUAACUGCAACGGAGCCGGAGCGAUGGGCGCAUCGGCGGUGGGCGUGGCAGCCAUGGUGGGCCUCCUGCUGAGCGCCCGUCAGUAUCUGCAGCGUUAAGGACGAGAAUCGAGGGUGUCCCUCAGUUGUUUUUGUUUGUUUUAUCGAUGCAUCCACCCAGUUUUUCUUUCGUAUUGCUGCUGCUGACUCUUUGACUUCUGUGACACUUUCACCGCUUUCUCCCGCCCCCCCUCACAUCAUCAACAAGGUCCACUCGCAGAGCUGCUCCAGAGCCAGCUCUGGCCCAGCCUGAUUUUGUAACAUUUUUUGAAUGGAGAACCGUAAAAGCUUUAUACAAAGUAUUAAAUAAUAACAUAAUUCCCUAACUAGAAGUGUAUAUAAAAAACCAAAGAGAGCAUGUAAACAAUUGGCCAAUAUAAUCGUUCAAAUCUUUUUACAUUAACAGGCAUUUUGCAACUAACGUAUUAAACGAAAUCAAGGAAAAUAACGAAUAAAUAAAACUAAACCCUACCGCAGUUGAAAGUAUUAAACAAAUCAAAAAUAACGAAUAAGUCAAAGAUGGCCACAAAGCUAACGAUGUUAAAAAUUAAGGCUACCCACAAAAUAAAAGUAGUACAUAAUAAAUGUUAACACUCUUCGCCUAAGUUUGUCUAUUUUUAUUUAACACAAGACUCGAACUAAAUUUCGGCAAUAGCUAACAUUAAAAAAUUUAAACAAUUUUAACGUAAUGCUCAACGAGGCGAACACUUCAUAGAAUAAUUAGCAAGCAAUUGGGUUGAAGGUCGUCCCUGGAUAACCCAAAAUGAUAGUUGUGACACGCUUAGGGGCGACGACCACGCCCAGCCCACAUCUCCGCACUCCCGAGGGGAAAACACUCGUUGUUGUAACCAACUGCCAAAAAGGAUAACUUUGAAGUCGUUUCAUCUACCGCAUAGGCACCACCACCCAGCAAUGAGAAAAUGAAUAUAAAACUAUUGGGAUUUCCAGUAGGGGAAACACCAAUGAAACCUUUUGUCCAAAGUAGCAAAUAAUUGCAGAAUCAAUGAAAUACAUUAAAACGUUACACAAACCGAAGCAACAAAUACAUUGUUUUUAGUUCUUUUAGCAAAAUAACAGUUUAUAGUAAAAAUUUUUUUAGUUAAGAAUCUCCUCUU